CCGUGAAUCAUUAACGCCGAAUCCACUAAAAUUAGCAUUAUCGCAUUGAUCGCACAGAACUUUUUCGCUUGCACAUAGUUCGGCCGACCAGAGCGCGCAGCAGGAUGACCGCCAGGGUGAAUGACUUCCGCGAGAAGCUGGAGAAAACGCUGAGCGAGGAGGGCCGACCAUGGACGCCCAUUCUUGGCAAGGCAGAAGAGAAAACCGGCGUUAAGAGAAUCUACAUCGUCGCGGGUGUGUUUGCUCUCAUUGGCCUGUACCUGCUGUUUGGUUAUGGAGCACAGCUGCUGUGCAAUGUGAUCGGCUUUGUCUACCCAGCCAUCUGCUCCAUCAAGGCCCUUGAGACAAAGAACAAGGAGGACGACACCAAGUGGCUCACUUACUGGGUCGUCUUUGCCGUCUUCUCCAUCUUCGAGUUCUUCUCGGAUCUGCUCCUCAGCUGGUUCCCCUUCUACUACCUGGCUAAGUGCGUCUUCCUUGCCUGGUGCUUUAUUCCCUCUGAAUUCAAUGGCUCCUUGGUGGUCUACAAGCGCAUCAUCCGCCCUGUCUUCCUGAAGCACGAGGAGGAUGUCAACAAUGUGCUCAGCACGGCCACCCAAAAGUUGACCGAGCUUGCUGGAGACGCUGCCAAGUUGGCAACCGAUGCCGCCUUCAAGAAAUCCGAUUAAAGACAAGCACAGUUCAAUAAAUGCACACAAUUUUUAAAGUCAAAUUAGACUAUUCAUGCUAAUUAGUUGAUGAUCUCUUUCAUGAGCCAUAAAGACCUGUCUCGUUUUUUAACUUUUCAUGCGAUGGUCACAAAAGACAAUGCAGUGACCAAUCUGUGCCUCUCCGUCUUCUCAUUAAAACUUGUUUGUCUUUAUCGUUGAA
Messenger RNA from Neocloeon triangulifer, 870 nucleotides. RefSeq names its product receptor expression-enhancing protein 5 (gene ReepB). Lineage: Eukaryota; Metazoa; Arthropoda; Insecta; Ephemeroptera; Baetidae. The transcript is spliced from 4 exons. The record is from RefSeq and is a predicted model, not a curated record. Bases 105 to 668 code for a protein of 187 amino acids.